Molecule: messenger RNA, 1823 nt
Organism: Colias croceus (clouded yellow)
Lineage: Eukaryota; Metazoa; Arthropoda; Insecta; Lepidoptera; Pieridae
Product: nucleolar protein 11
Exons: 4
Coding region: 67-1812 (581 amino acids)
Biological process (GO): maturation of SSU-rRNA
Cellular component (GO): nucleus; nucleolus
Molecular function (GO): RNA binding
Source: RefSeq, a predicted model, not a curated record
UCUGUGUACCACACCACAUGUUUUCAGGCUAUGCUUUAUUUGUAAAAACAUAAGAUAAAACAGAAAAUGGCAAAAUUUCAAAGUUACUACAUCCUGUGUCCAUUGAUUGAUCAAAAUAGUUUUCUCGGUGUUACCGAAGACAAAGAAAGUGAAAAUGUUGUGGUUACUCUAAGCCGAAAUGUUGUCAACAAAUACAGGCUCUCUGACCAGAAGCAAACCGGUGGAUGGACAUCAAAGGACCAUAUUACAGCUCCAGUGAUUUACGAUAAAGAACAAGAAUCCUAUAUUGGUGUAUUCAACAAAAAUACAAUAAAGUCUUGGAAGAAUGAUGAUGACAAUUUGGAUAAAUUAAAAAAAUACAAGUUUUCUAUCAACAUUCUUAAACUAGUAGCAAGAACAAAUGACACAGCUCUCAUAAUAUUUGAAAAUGGCAACUGUGCGUCACUUCCUUACGGGGUGGAUAACAGGAAAUCUUAUGAAAACAAACUACUUAUAAAAGAAUCUGAAACAAUAAUUGAUGUAGCUUGCUGCACAAUAGAUAAAAAGGAAUAUGUUUGUUAUGUUUUGAAAAAUAAGAAAGACAGCUACGAAAUACUUACUUGCCCCAUAAGAGAUGAAUUGGGUGAUUUGGAAAAAGCAAAGCUUAAUCGUGUAAAAGUCACAAGAUCGGAUGAUGUGUAUGUAGUUGGACAUCUGAUAUGUACACAGAGUAAAAAUAUAUAUGUUUUGUGGAGUGACUCCAAAAUGGGUGUAUAUGACAUCAAAGAAAAGACCUGGAAAGUUACAUUUUCAAUACCUUGGAUUUCUACAGUAUCUGAGGUGUCCCUUGCAUGGAUGGGAGAGAAUAAUUUAAUAUUCUUUGGCAGCAACAUUGAACAAGAUGGAGCUAUCCUUGUAGCUUAUAAUGUAGCACUGGGAGUUGGAUCAUGCAAAUAUCCAAUGAAAAUGUAUACGCAAAAUGCUAAACUCUAUUGCUUUAACAGUAGAAUACUCCUCCAAGCGUCAAAUCACAUCGGAAUGUUGCCAUACAUAUUGGAAACAGAUAGAAACCUCUCAAGUCUACUUGGCUCCCACGAUGUACAAGAAAAUCAAACUGUCAUAGCUGAUUGGGGUACUUCAGACCAACCCUUAUACAGAAUUAGUGAUGAAAUGAAGGAAUUAUUACCCAAAGGGUUGUCAGAACGCAGUAUCUUCGCUCAGAUCAUUCCCUCUGUAGUGAAAACUCAUGAUUUUAAUCACAUCAUGAAGGCAUUGCUCGAGUUCCAAGAUAUACCUGAAUCAAACCUAGUUAUGUUAUUAAAUUUUACUCUAAAGGAAAUGAAUGUAGAUUCUAUUGAUGUAACAAAUGAAGAUGAAUUUUUAGAGUUUUGUUCCUAUCAGCUGGAUUAUUCAGAGGAAAAUUAUGAAUUAGCGUCAAAAUUUGUGCUGUUGAAUCACCUCCUUAAAACAUCAUUUAGUGACGCUCUGAUGUUACCACAUUUACGAAGUGGCAUGUCUUUAGAUAACGGACUGUUUUUAAUGAGCUAUGUAGCAUAUUUAAUUACAGAAACCGACCUGAAUAUUGCACAUGAAAGUAUGAUGUAUGAUUGGUGUACUUUACUCCUAGAUGCAUUCUACCAGCACUUUCUAAUGAUAAAAGAUGAAAAAGUCAGUUAUGUACUGGAAAAAGUUCAAAAAGUUGUCGUGGGACUUAUUGAUAAUUUAAAUAACAUCAGCAGUGUUAUGUCUCACUUAGAUAAAAUAAUUAACAAAAGUCAGGUGCCUGAAGAGAAGGUGUUAUCAACAUAUACUAUUGAAUUAUUGAAUAUAUAAGUUACUGAAUA